AUGGGACCUCAACCCGAUCUCAGUUCCAGCCGGAAUGCCAACGCAUCAUUCGUCAAUGAUUCAGCCACUUCUUCCCCGGGUUUUCAAAGCCCUGCCGAUACUCCAUCCUUGGAAAAGUCCAAUGCCCUAGACCAACCUACUGAGGAUAUCCUGCCUAGAGAUCGACAGCAGAAGACCGCAACCUAUGACUAUGCCUAUGAGAAAUCCAUGAGUCACGCCGAGGCGAGACUUUUCUAUCAGCAUCAUCAGUUGGCUGCACGAAACAGCGAUACCUUGCCUUCGAGUCCCGUGGCAGCUGCCCGCUCCGAUCCCCAACCCGAAGAAGCCCUCGAUCUCCCAGAUCCGAUGAAUGCCCAAACUCAGGUCACCGGCGAGGGAUUCAUGGUCUCAGAGUCUGAUCCCGCGAUGCUACACCUACAGUCUGAAGAGCAAGAUCCCGCGUCUCACUACCUUGAAGAAGACCAAGAGGCGGCAAGCAGCUCUGCCCAGAACCAGGCGGCACUUUUGGGCGCGGUCCAUGGGCAGGGUCCAUACCAGGCAGCUUCGGAGGGCCUACAGAGUACCGGGCUGGGGAUCGGUCAGGCUCAGGUCGCCAGUGGCUUUACUUCGAAUAAUGCUGCUGUGACUUCGGAGUUGAGCGCCAUCUACCGCAAGAUCAAAAAUUUGCUUGACCGCCGAAAUCAGUAUAUGGAAUUGUCAUUGCAGCGACCUGGGAAUGAUCCCAGGGACCAACCGGAUUGGGACAUCUACCCUCCUCCCCCAGAGCCAGCGUGGGAUGAUGGCAAAGAAUAUCAGCCGGGAAAUGCUGGCGGUCCAUCCGAUCUCAACGGGAAGAAGAGAAAGAUGGGCCAAGAUAUCGGGGAGGACUUCGAUAUGGAAGAAUUGAUGCCUCUCCCCGGAGAAUCAUCUUGGACGUAUAGACUGGACGGCAACAGUGUCUACCAGGUCUUUGAAUCAGACCCAACCGCCGAUGAGCAGAAACCCAUUGUCCAGAUCCCUUCUCUGCGUGAUUUCUAUAUGGACUUGGACGCCGUUGUGGAUGUUUCGACAGAUGGACCUGCCAAAAGUUUUGCGUUCAAGCGUCUUUCGUACUUGGAAGGCAAGUUCCAACUAUACACCCUAUUGAAUGAAUAUCAGGAGAUGGCGGACAGUAAGAAGGUCCCUCACAGAGACUUCUACAAUGUUCGUAAAGUGGAUACUCACGUUCACCAUUCUGCUUGCAUGAAUCAGAAACAUCUGCUGCGUUUCAUCAAGAGCAAGAUGAGAAAGUCACCGGAUGAGGUUGUCCUGUUCCGUGAUGGAAAACAUCUGACCUUGAGAGAGGUCUUUGAAAGCAUUAAUCUGACUGCUUAUGACCUGAGUAUCGAUACAUUGGAUAUGCAUGCACACACGGACUCAUUCCAUCGUUUUGACAAAUUCAAUCUGAAGUACAACCCUGUUGGAGAGUCCCGAUUGCGUGAAAUCUUUCUCAAAACCGACAAUUACAUCAAGGGCCGUUACUUGGCAGAGAUCACCAAAGAGGUGAUUUCCGAUUUGGAAUCCAGCAAAUACCAGAUGGUAGAAUGGCGCAUCUCGAUCUACGGUCGUUCCCUGCAAGAAUGGGACAAGCUUGCAGCUUGGGUGGUUGACAACAAACUCUUCUCGCCUAACGUUCGUUGGCUCAUUCAAGUGCCUCGUCUCUACGAUGUGUAUAAGGCCAGCGGCAUGAUGGAGAACUACGAGCAAGUCAUUACCAAUGUCUUCCAACCACUGUUCGAGGUGACGAAGGAUCCUUCCAGCCACCCGAAACUUCACAUAUUCCUCCAGCGUGUGGUCGGAUUCGACAGUGUGGACGACGAGAGCAAGCCCGAGCGCCGGCUGUACAGAAAGUAUCCUAUCCCCCGUGAAUGGAGCACUAAACAGAACCCGCCAUACACUUACUGGCUGUACUUCAUGUUUGCCAAUAUCGCUUCUCUCAACAAUUGGCGCAAACGCCGAGGAUUCAAUACGUUUGUUCUUCGACCCCAUUGCGGAGAGGCAGGUGACCCAGACCAUUUGGCUGUUGGUUUUCUCUGCUGCCACAGUAUCAGUCACGGGAUUCUGCUGCGCAAGGUUCCUCUUUUGCAAUACCUUUACUAUCUGGACCAGAUAGGCAUUGCCAUGUCACCUCUCAGUAACAAUGCACUGUUCCUGACAUAUGACAAGAACCCGUGUGCUAGCUUCUUCAAGCGAGGACUCAAUGUGUCUUUGUCCACCGAUGAUCCUUUGCAGUUCGCUUUCACCAAAGAACCUCUCAUUGAAGAAUACUCCGUCGCAGCCCAGAUCUACAAGUUCAGCGCGGUCGACAUGUGUGAACUCGCCAAACAUUCCGUCGAUCAGAGUGGAUUCGAGCACUCCUUGAAGGCUCGAUGGCUCGGCUCGGACUGUUCCCUCCCAGGUGUCUCUGGCAACAAUGUUGCAAAGAGUAAUGUUCCAGAUAUCCGCGAGGCCUUCCGAUAUGAAACUUUGCUUGGAGAAUUGUCCCUAAUCGAGCAAUAUUCCGAAAGCAAUGGUUCCGAAGAGCAAAAGGCUUCAGGCCCAAUUUCAGUUCCUGCGAACCAAACGCUUGGCAAGCCCGGGGACAAGGUGCCUUCAAACGAUCAUUCCUCACCUAAUUCCAAACCUGAGCUCCCUACAGAUGGCUCACACGGUGAGAUUGCGGGUAUGACACAAGUUCCUACUUCCCCGUCGACUCCGUCGACUCUUUUAGCUCGAUCUCCUCGUGUCGCCGCGGGUGAGUUCUCAUCUCCCAGUAACAAUGCUCUUGGAACCGGUGUUGGGGGAGCGGCCGGUCUUCCAGAGCAGAAGAUCUUUCCAGGUAUCGUUCAUGAGAGGGCUCGAAAAGGGAAUAUGCAUCAAUAA
Penicillium soppii is the source of this 2880-nucleotide messenger RNA. RefSeq lists its product as uncharacterized. Gene Ontology annotation, biological process: IMP salvage; AMP metabolic process. Gene Ontology annotation, cellular component: cytosol. The record is from RefSeq and is a predicted model, not a curated record. Gene Ontology annotation, molecular function: AMP deaminase activity. The coding region runs from base 1 to 2880 and encodes 959 amino acids. Lineage: Eukaryota; Fungi; Ascomycota; Eurotiomycetes; Eurotiales; Aspergillaceae. The transcript has 4 exons.